CUGUCAAGUGCAGUCAAGUGUCAUUAAAAAUUUAACGAAAACAGCUAUGGAUGGCUUAAUAUUGUGUAAAAAGAUAAAUUAAAACAAAUUAGGAGAAGUACUUGUUUUAUUCAUUACUUUAAAUCACUCACAUAAUAUUAUUAGUCAGUAAAUUUUAAGUUUUAAUCAUACAACCUUUAUUUCUUAACAUUGUGAGUUUGGUGUUUAUUAAAGGAAAAUGCCAAGAAAAAGAACACGAAGAUGCAAAGUGAUUGUUAAUUAUCGCAUAUCUGAUGAUGAUGAAGAUGAUAAUAGCCCGAAAAGACGUAAAGUUGCUAAACCUCAGAUUCAAGAACAACAGAAACGGAACAAAGAAAUAAAAUAUUACAUCUCCUCGGAUUCUGAAGAAGAACCACAAAAUAGUGUUACCGUUGUGGAAACUGAUGAUACCAAGAAUAUAGAGUCUGAUAAUGUUGAUUUAAUAACGGAGGUGCAACAAUUGGCUGCAAAAUCCGCAGCUAUUUGUGAAGAAUUGAUGAAGAGGUCGAAACAGUACACGAAUGAAGUUACAACAAGUAAUGAAGAACAAAUGAAUUUCCAAACUGCUGGAGUUGUUGAUCUAACUAAUGUUUUGGAAACGAAACAUGUUGAUAAUAAAGGACUCAAAAAUAAUAAUUUGGAAUCUCAAGAUGUUGUGGUAAGAUAAAUUAAAUUUAGUGGC
Messenger RNA from Onthophagus taurus, 700 nucleotides. NCBI's taxonomy places the organism in Eukaryota, Metazoa, Arthropoda, Insecta, Coleoptera, Scarabaeidae. The record is from RefSeq and is a predicted model, not a curated record.